AACUUUGACUGAGUCUGUUGUGGAUUUGGUGUUUCAUCAACGGCGCGUGAGCUGCGUGCUGUGGCAUCCUACGGCCAACAACAUCCUGCUGUCUGCAGGCUCCGACAACCUCAUCGUCAUCUGGAACGUUGGGUGUGCCGAGGCGUUAUCAACGUUAGACUGUCACCCCGACACCAUUUACUCAUGUUGCUUCAACUGGGAUGGCUCUCUCUUACUCACCACCUGCAAAGAUAAGAAGAUCAGGAUACUCAACCCCAGGAAUGGCGAGAUCUUCGAAGAAGCGACGUCACACGAAGGCAGCAAAGGCGCACGGGCUAUUUUCCUGAAGAAUGGCUUGGUUUUCACGACGGGAUUUAGCAAGCGAUCCGAGAGGCAGUACAGCUUGCGUGCUCCCGGCCACAUGCACGACCCCAUCACCACGGUGGACCUGGACUCCUCCAACGGCGUGAUGUUCCCUGUCUAUGACCCGGACACAAACCUUGUAUACCUCUGCGGCAAGGGUGAUAGUGUGAUCCGAUACUUCGAGAUCAGUGCGGACGUGCCUUUCGUCCACUACAUCAACACGUUCCAGCUGCCUGAUCCUCAGCGCGGCAUCGGUGUCAUGCCCAAGCGCGGCGUUGACGUCAACUCGUGUGAAAUCAUGCGCUUCUACAGACUCAACAAUAAUGGCUUCUGCCAAAUCAUAUCCAUGACCGUGCCGAGGAAGAGCGAGUUGUUCCAAGAGGACCUGUACCCCGACACCCCUGGCGACAUCCCUGCCCUCUCAGCCGAGGAGUGGUGGGACGAAAACAAGAAUGCUGAACCUCUUCUCAUGUCCCUCAAAGGUGGUUACCAACCGACACAAAAAAGUGACUUGAAAAUCAGUAAGAGGUCAGGCAAUGUUUUGGACCGCGCGCCUGCUUCAUCUUCGUCCGCGUCCUCUGGAGCUGCUGCUUCUGCUGCAGCCUCGUCGUCGGUGUCUUCCUCGGGGCCGUCACGAGGCGGUGACGAUGGCAAGGCCCUUGAGCUCGCUCAGGAAGCGCUGGAUAAAGUAGCGCAGGUAAUGAAAGUCAACGAUGACCUGAAGAAAAAAAUUGACGACCUCCAGACGGAGAUGAAGAAGUUUAAGGCAGUCUUCCUGAAGCAGGAACUGGAUAAAAAUCCACCAUUUUCGCGAUGA
Messenger RNA from Hyalella azteca, 1159 nucleotides. It is a transcript of the gene coro, whose product is annotated as coronin-1C-A. The record is from RefSeq and is a predicted model, not a curated record. Gene Ontology annotation, molecular function: actin filament binding. Gene Ontology annotation, biological process: actin filament organization. NCBI's taxonomy places the organism in Eukaryota, Metazoa, Arthropoda, Malacostraca, Amphipoda, Hyalellidae.